Messenger RNA from Columba livia (rock pigeon), 4993 nucleotides. It is a transcript of the gene GAS2L2, whose product is annotated as growth arrest specific 2 like 2. The coding region runs from base 1701 to 4403 and encodes 900 amino acids. Gene Ontology annotation, biological process: protein localization to microtubule plus-end; microtubule bundle formation; actin crosslink formation. Lineage: Eukaryota; Metazoa; Chordata; Aves; Columbiformes; Columbidae. The record is from RefSeq and is a predicted model, not a curated record. Gene Ontology annotation, cellular component: microtubule plus-end; stress fiber; cytoplasm. Gene Ontology annotation, molecular function: actin filament binding; microtubule binding; cytoskeletal adaptor activity. The transcript has 7 exons.
CAUACUUGCUGGAUCAAACCAGGGAGAUAGAUCCCACUGCAAAUUUGCUGAUGGUGAUGAUGCUGAUGGUGAAGAAAACAUGGAAAUGCUCUUCCUUGCUCCACCCCAAAUUACUGAGAAUUUCUCCACACCUUGGGAUGUGUUAAUGGGUUUUUUUCCUAGCAUGGAGGAUGAAUUAAUGCUGAUGGGCUUCCUCCAGGUCUCCACCUUCGCUCCAGCCCAUCGUGGUGUGUGAAGGCAGGUCCUUACCUCAGGGAGCACCCUGAAACCUUCCCUGCUGCUCCUGUUUGCUUUGCUUCAUGCCGCGACACGCCGGAGUGCUUUUCCUGCAGGGGAAGGACCCGCUGGCUGGUGUGUGUGGUGUCGCAAUGUUUGUAGAGAUCGGUCCUGCCUCCGGCUGCAUCUCACCAGCCCUUUGGCUGCUGCUAGCUGUGGGCUCUGCAGCGUGACGGGACAUGGAUGCAGAAGGCUGGUGCUGGAUGAAGUCUUGCUGUCAGGACAUCUGCUCUGGCCUUCGAGAAGGGUCAGAGGAGCAGCCUGACUUCUGCUCCAUGUACUGCUUUUUGGAGACAGGAGGAUUCACGGAUCCAUCUGCACACCAGGGCUACUCCACACCUGCAGCUCUGCAGAGAAGCAGCAGAUUGUUGUCCCUGUUUGUGUCCCCUUAGGAGGGAGCCAGGCAUCCCUUCUGCUGUGGGACUGGAGGCUGAGGACAGGACAACCUCAAAUCCUCUCCCAUUUUUGGGUUUUUCUUUUCCUCCCUUGCUUGCCACGGUGUGUUUGCUAGGACUGUGUGCUGUGGGACUGCCUGAGCGUCACAAGUGGUGCCACCAGGGCUGGGGCUGAGCACAGUGUUGCUGGCAGAGAUGGGGUGACUGUGCCACAUCGCCCGCACCCCACGAGUCUGGGGGGUGUCCAGGGAAGAUGGAUCCACACCCUGAGCCAUGCAGUCAGUCUCACUGGGUACCCUGGCUGAAAAUCCUGUGUCACAAGGGUCCUUUUCUCUGGGGGAGCCCAGCAGGACACACCAGAUGCAGACUCCUCCAGCCAGCCUGCGGAAUUGCUGGGAUUCUUGCCUUUCCUCCCCCAAAAUGACACGGGCUGAUCCAUCUGCCAUCAGUAGCUGGCGCCAGGGAGGUGACAGGGUCCACUGACACAGCAAGAAGCCCCCCCAGCUCAUGAGAGACACCAUUUCACUCCCAAGGGGUGAGAACAUCCCUCGUAGAUUUAGGUUUUGCAGAAGUACCUGGGUGCUGGGGCAGCUCUGCAAGGCCUGGCUUAGGGAGGGAGUCCCCGACAUUCCCAGCAGUGCCCACACACUCCUGUAGUUAUUUGCUUAAAGCCCCAGCUCCUGGAGUGACGCCACCCAUGGAGGAGCUCGCCUUUUGCUGAAGACAUUGCUGUCACGGGCAAUUCAUGAAGAAGUUUGCAAGGGAGCACAGUGCGGAGAAAAAGGCAGGUAUGCAAAUAAAAUACCCUUGUGCUUUUGUUUUUGUUUUGUUUUUAUCCAGAAGGAGGUUUUGGAGAGAGGACUGAUAGAUUUGUGCUGUGCACAUUGCAUGUUGUGGGGCUUCCCAGCUCCCACCAAGGGGUGGUACGAGUGCUCCAGCAAAAGGAGACCCCAGGGAGGGGGUCCUUGCAGGGACCCCUCUGGCCCCAACCUUUGGAGGUGACAAGACCCCUCUGGCUGCACCAGGGCUAUGAGUUCGGUUGUACCAAGCCCUGAAGAUGCAUCUUGUAGGGCCCCCAUGUCAACCCACCUGUGGUGGAGCUGGGUGCAGGGAUGGUGGAGAGGGGACAAAUUCCCCCUCUGUAGGGGUUGUGAACAACUCGGGAUGCUGAAGAGCUACUCUCUUACCCCCGCCCUCCCCAGAGCCAGGGACCCUGGGGGAAAACCCACUCGGAGGGGUUGGGGCAGGAGGAACAGGGCUGCAGGCAGUAGAAUGGGCCCUGAAGGGUUAAUGGGGAGUGUUUGCAGCCGGUCCCUUGUCACCAAGGAGAAGGGAACAGCACUUGGGAAGGAAACAAAACACCCACUGCCCAGGAGGGCGAUUUCCUUUUCAACUGCGAAGGGCUCCAGUGCUGGGACAGUGUCACCAGUGUCACUGUCCUGGGUGGCAGAGAGCAAGUGGCACCGGUCUUAUGGCAAAAUGUGGGGGACACCGUGUGCCACUGUGCGGAGCAUCCGUCCCUAUGGGUCCAGUGAGCAGUACCUCUACGCCAUGAAGGAGGACUUGGCCGAGUGGCUGAAGGAGCUGUAUGGCCUGGACAUUGAGGUGGGCACCUUCAUGGAGGUGCUGGAGACGGGGGCCGUGCUCUGCUCCCAUGCCAACAACGUCACCCACGAGGCUGGGGAGUUCGCCCGUGCCUGCCCCGACGUGGCCCGUCACCUCCGCCUGCCCGCUGCCAGAGUCGCCUGCAACCCCGUGGCACAGCCAGGCACCUUCCAGGCCAGGGACAACGUCUCCAACUUCAUCCAGUGGUGCAGGAAGGAGAUGGAUAUUAAAGACGUUCUGAUGUUCGAGACAGAGGACCUGGUGCUGAGGAAGAAUGAGAAGAACUUCGUGCUGUGCCUGCUGGAGCUGGCACGCCGUGCUGCCCGCUUCGGCAUGCGCGCUCCGACCCUCGUGCAGAUGGAGGAGGAGAUCGAGGAGGAGAUCCGCCAGGAGCUGGACCUGCCACACGCAGACAGACCCCUGUCUCGUCCCCCCCGAAAACCACGGGACCUCCACAACCUCGACCAGAUGGUCCAGCACCUGGUGAGCCGCUGUACCUGCCCCAUCCAGUUCCCCAUGAUCAAGAUAUCAGAAGGGAAGUACCGCGUGGGAGACUCCGACACUCUCAUCUUUGUCCGGAUCCUGCGAGAGCACAUCAUGGUGCGGGUCGGGGGCGGCUGGGACACGCUGGAGCACUACCUGGACAAGCACGACCCGUGUCGCUGCACCUCGCUCUCUCAUAAACAAGCCUGGAAAAGCAAGAGCCCCCAGCAGCCAGUGCAACACGAGAUCCAUCUGUGCUCGGCCCCACAGACCUGCGGCCAGCCCCAGCCCCGACUGCUGGUCAGCCGCUCACAGAGCCCCCUGCCCCCUGUCACCUGGGGGUCCCGUGUCCCCUCUGGCCCCCGCUCCCCUGCCACCCCCUCGCUGGGUGACAGCCCUCGCCGGGAGCCAGCACGGCCCCAGAGGGUCCCUUUGGGCAGGACACAGGAGUCACCAGCCACCCUUUCAGGGAGGCAGCCGCCACCGUCCGUGUCACCCACUCGACCCAGCUCCCACGGCUGUAGGGCGAUGUGCCGGGCACCCACCCCUUCCCGGCUGGUCCCCCGCACACAGGACAGUGUGGGGGUCCCCAAGGCGCUGUGUGGGAGCACCCCAGGGAAAACUCCUAUGGCAUCGAUGCGGGGACGGUCCCCAGCACCCAGCAGCCGGCUGACCUCUGCACCUCCAAAAAGCACCCAGCAAGGAGGCAAAUUGUCGGUGGUGGCUGCCAAACCACAGGACAGGGAGGUCCCUGCUGCAGCAACACCCCGUGCCCCCAGCCCCAUCAAGGUCCGUGCCCCCUCCCCGCACCGGGAUUCCCGGGGAGACUCACAGAACUGGAAAAGCCCACAGGAAGGGAGACAGGGAGCCCUUGGCUGCAGCCAAUUGCCCUCACCCCAAAAUUCCUCCAGCCAGCUUCUGAAACAGAACAGCAGCAUUAAACCUCCCACCAAAGCCAGCCCAGCUAUCGACCGGGCCCCCACCCCUCUGGCCCAUUUUGCAAAUGGGUGCAAGGGCUGUGAUGCUGGGAGGGUUCCCCAGGGGACCCAGAGAUGCCACCCGGCCACCAGCCCACAGACUGGGGGUGUCAAUGGCUCCAAGGGGCCAGCAGACGAACCAGAGGGAGCCUGUGGCCCCGGUGGGGGGUGCGAGAGGCUCCAGGGGUGCUGGGGCCAAAUGCGGCCCCCUGGCUACAGCAAGGUGGUGGAGGAGCUCUCCCAUGGGUGGCAGCCCCUGCGUCCUGUGGGGCUGGGCAGCUGGGUCCCCAAAACACCCCCACAAACCAUCCCGCAGCCCACUGCCCCCCUAGUCGGAGGGGAGGCUGAGGGGUCUGGAGUGAGGGGUCAGACCCCGCGGGGAGCCAGGGCCAGCAACGUCCCCAAGCCUCGUCGGUGCCUGAAGAAACCCGAGCGUGUGCCCUCCAUCUAUAAGCUGAAGCUGCGGCCCAAGGCACGUCCCCGGCGGGACCACAGACCGGGAAAGAGCCCCUCGCGCAUCCCUCGCCCUGCCAUCCACCAUGGUCAGCAUUGCCCCCCACGACCCUCCAGGCACCCCCAGCCUGGCCGUGUGCACUCUGGGGCCAAGGACUCGCCAGUCGACAGCGGCGCCUGGCUGACCGAGGAUGAUGAGGAGGCGUGGGUCUGACCCCCACCCCCAGUUUCGGCAGGGAUGGACCCCUCACUUGUCUGAAGGUGGGAGCGAUGCUGAAGCCGGAGCUGUGGUGCCUGGGGUCAGCAUGAUAGAUUUGCUUCUGGGUGACCUGGGAGUCCCCUCUUUGCUCUUCAGAACUGUAUCACCUUUCCAGAGGUAUUAUAUUUUGGACUGGUAAUUGUCUUCAUAAACAGGCAUUCUCAUACUGGUUUGGGUGGAAAAAUCCAGCUCCAAAUCAAGAGAAUGGGGCACUUUUUUGCAGGGAAGAGGGGUGCAGCUGGCCCCUAUCUGAUAUCCAAGCGUGCAAACCAUCUUGUACCUUGAUCUUCCUCAUCUGUAUAAUGGGACUAACGAUCCAUGUGUCUUACAGCACCAAAGCCUUGAUGAGUGCUUGAGUCACUCAGGUCAGAGGACUCACCGGAGGUGACACUUACUGAGCCCCACGGGCUUCUUUAUGGCCAGAGGUGGGACACCUGGGUGGAGCAGGUGGUCACCUUGGUGGCGAUGGUCAGGUUGAUGGAUGUCACCAAGGUCUGCAGCCAUGGACCUGGCAAUAUUGUUUAUGCAAUAGAGAUGUACCAAAG